AUGGUCUGUUGGGUCGACUCGUUCCAGAGGUUCUGUCGGAAGCAUGCCUUCUGGUYCCUGCUCCUCAGCUACAUCCUCUUCACACUCUUUGGGGGUCUGGUGCUCAUGGCUAUUGAGCAGCCCCAGGAAAACAGGCUCAGAGCACAGGUCCUUGAACUCCGAGAGCACUUUCUGAGGGACAACUACUGCGUACCGGAGAGCAGGCUGGAUACAAUUAUUGUGAAAGCGUCAUUUUCUGCUAAUCGGAACAUUGCUGUCUUAGAUGCACACAGAGAUGAUUGGAGCUGGGAUUUUAUCUCGUCCAUGUUCUUUGUGAUCAAUGUUUUGACUGUCCGUGGUUAUGGUAACUCCAGUCUCCUAUCUGAUGGCGGCAAACUUUUCUGCAUCUUAUACUGCCUGCUGGGAAUCCCCCUCACCCUUUUUGUCCUCUCCUGCCUGUCUGACCUCAUGCUGCCCAUCCUUACCCACGGCCCUGUGCGCCACCUCCAGACCUACUGGGGCCUGCCCUACGGCCGAGCAGUGCUGCUCCAUGCCAGCCUCUUCUCUCUGGUCCUGGUGAUACUCCUGUUCUUGCUGCCCGCUACCAGCCUCUGCUACCUGGAGCCGGAGUGGAGCUUCCUGGACGCCCUGUUCUUCUGCGUGGUCACCCUCAGCACCAUCGGCCAGGGGGACUACCUACUGGGGGAAAGGCGCAACAAGGCGACCAAGGAGUGCAUGGAAUUCCUCACCUCCUGUUAUUUAAUGGCUGGCAUCGUGGCGAUUCUGACGUUCCAGGAGACUGCCACGGAGGUGCCACAGGUCCAAGCAGUGCUCCGGCUGUUCUGUGGACCCCAGGACAGAGAAGUGAAGGGAACAGACCGGGAUAAGAUGGUAYUCAGUGCAGAGGACUCUGGACCCAGAGGAGCUCCUGUACACCCUCCCCGACUCAAUCUCCCCCUGUCCUCUGGAACCGCCUGCACCCCUGUCUCCUGA
Salvelinus sp. IW2-2015 is the source of this 972-nucleotide messenger RNA. It is a transcript of the gene kcnk7, whose product is annotated as potassium channel, subfamily K, member 7. Gene Ontology annotation, biological process: potassium ion transmembrane transport; stabilization of membrane potential. Lineage: Eukaryota; Metazoa; Chordata; Actinopteri; Salmoniformes; Salmonidae. Gene Ontology annotation, molecular function: outward rectifier potassium channel activity; potassium ion leak channel activity. The record is from RefSeq and is a predicted model, not a curated record. Gene Ontology annotation, cellular component: plasma membrane.